AUGGUCACGUUGAAUAUAACGAAUGUUCUAACAGCGUCAUUUCUUGUCUAUAUUGCUCAUUGCCUUUAUUCAAUCUACUCAGUGUUUCAUCCACCGUUAUGUGACGAUGAUAGGCAGUGUUUGUUUCCGGUGAUUGAACGUAAUGCGGGAACAGGUGAAUGGCCGAGGUUACAGUUGCGAAUUUAUGGUUCGCUCAAUUCUCGAGCACAAUUCAAUUACGGUAAACUCGUUGAUCGCAUUGAUUCUCUUGAUAUCGACGAAACUUUACGGAAGGAUUCAGAAUGGCAUUUAGUUGAAUCAACAAGAAUAACUACUUAUCAUAUACCGGAAGCAAAAACAUUCAAUCUGAUCGGAGAUAACAAUGACGAUGAUAAUAAUGAUAACAGUACUAAUAUUGAACUAAUAAAACAGCUACGCGAAAAUGGCACUCCAAUAGCACAUUUCCGUAGUGUUCUUCCGCUCACCAUAGUUGCCGAAUCACCGAAAUUAAGUGCGCACGCAGUUCCACAUGAGAUUUACUCAGAACUGGAAUUAUUUAGUAACGAUAACCGCUAUUAUUAUUGGCCAAUCUUCUAUGUGGACGAUAUGAGUUAUCGGAUCAAAGAUUUAGUGCAGAUUGGAACAAAUCAGCGAACAAUUAAUAUGACUGUUUAUUAUCGACCAAUUUCGAUUGGUAAAUUGCGUUUAUUGAUCUCAACAGUCUCUUCGUUGAAGCAACUGAAACAAUUUGGAUUCAGCGACAAUGAUAUUGAUCAGGUGAAAGGACUAUUUGUGGAUACGAAUUUUUAUUUGUUAGCUGUAACGAUAUUAGUUGCUGGAUUGCAUAUACUUUUUGAUGUGUUGGCAUUCAAAAAUGACGUUUCUUUUUGGCGUAAUCGAAGAACAAUGGUCGGUUUAUCGUUAAGGAGUUUAUUAUGGCGAUGCUUCAGUCAAGUAAUCAUAUUCAUCUUUUUAAUGGAUCAAGAGACAAGUCUUCUUGUUUUAAUUCCAUCUGGUAUCGGUUGUUUAAUUGAAUUGUGGAAAGUUACAAAGGCUCUUAAGAUAUCCAUCCAUCGAACACCUACUCGAUGGUUACCACAAGUUCAUUUCGGACGAUUAACUGAAGCUGAGCAAGAAACCGAAGGUUUCGAUUCAGAAGCGAUGAAAUAUCUGAUCUUUUUGAUUAUUCCACUUUGUUUUGCCGGCGCUCUUUAUAGUUUGGCGUACGUGCCGCAUAAAUCGUGGUACAGUUGGAUCAUACAAUGCCUGGCGAACGGUGUUUAUGCAUUCGGUUUCUUAUUUAUGUUACCGCAGUUGUUCGUUAAUUAUCGACUCAAAUCAGUGGCGCAUUUACCUUGGAGGGCCUUUAUGUACAAGGCAUUUAACACAUUCGUGGACGAUCUGUUUGCCUUCAUCAUCACAAUGCCAACGUCGCAUCGUAUAGCCUGUUUUCGUGAUGAUAUCGUCUUUGUGAUUUACCUUUAUCAACGUCAUUUGUAUCCGGUUGAUAAAAGUCGUUUUAAUGAAUAUGGCGAAUCUUUUGAUGAAACCCAAAAGAUCAAGAAUGAUUAG
Messenger RNA from Anisakis simplex (herring worm), 1551 nucleotides. Lineage: Eukaryota; Metazoa; Nematoda; Chromadorea; Rhabditida; Anisakidae. The record is from the annotation of a GenBank genome assembly.